AUGGAUAUUGGUGGCUUGACUACAGUAGUAGCAAAUUCAGCAUACAUCUCAGCCCGUGGGAGCUUUGAUGGGACGGCAAACCCAGCAGCUACCCGGGACAAGAAGUACCACUCCAGGCUCAAGCUUCCUCACAUCACGGAGUGUGAGGGUCUCAGGGAAAUACUGGACCUCCAGUUCAAGAAUAUCUGUGUAGAACAGCCCAUUGGCAAACGGCUUUUCCAGGAAUAUCUAGAGUCAUCUAAUGAGUUCAAGGCGCCCUGCUGCCUAUGGAAGAAUGUGGAGGAAUAUGACAUGGCUGAGGACAAGGAUCGCACCUAUAAGGCCUCUAAGAUCCUGCAGCGCUACAUGGAGCCUUCAGCCAAGCACUUCUGCCCCUUUCUGCCUGAAAACGACAUUACCAAGGUGAAAGAACGGCUCGAGAGUGUUUCGGAUGAUUUGUUCAUUGACAUCAUAGGCUGCGUUAUGGACUUCCUCAAAGAAGUUCCCUACACCUUUUACCUGGAAAGCAUGUAUUUCAAGAGGUUCUUACAGUGGAAGUGGCUGGAGAUGCAGCCCAUGACUGAUGACUGGUUCCUGGACUUUCGUGUGCUUGGCAAAGGGGGGUUUGGAGAGGUGUCUGCCUGCCAGAUGAAGGCCACAGGGAAACUCUACGCGUGCAAGAAACUAAAUAAAAAAAGGCUGAAGAAAAGGAAGGGUUUUGAGGGUGCCAUGGUGGAAAAAAGGAUUCUGGCUCGUGUUCACAGUAGAUUCAUCGUUACCCUGGCCUACGCCUUCCAGACCAAGACAGAGCUUUGCCUGGUCAUGACCAUCAUGAAUGGAGGAGACCUGAGGUUCCACAUCUAUAACGUAGAUGAGAAUAAUCCAGGCUUUGAUGAGCCCAGGGCAUGCUAUUAUACAGCUCAAAUCAUUCAAGGCUUGGAGCACCUUCAUCAGAAAAGAAUCAUCUACAGGGACCUGAAACCAGAGAAUGUUCUUCUUGACAAUGAAGGUAACGUACGUAUCUCUGACCUUGGUCUUGCUGUGGAGUUAAAAGAUGGCCAGGAGAAGACAAAGGGCUAUGCUGGGACUCCAGGAUUCAUGGCUCCAGAGCUUCUGAGAGGAGAAGAGUAUGACUACUCGGUAGAUUACUUUACUCUUGGAGUCACUGUCUAUGAGUUCAUUGCUGCCAAAGGUCCCUUCAGGACUCGAGGAGAGAAGGUGGAGAACAAAGAGGUGAAGAAGCGUAUCCUCAAUGACCAGGUAACCUACACAGAGAAGUUCAGUGAGAAUGCCAAGUCCAUAUGUGAGUCCUUGCUAGCCAAGCAGGUGGACAAAAGGAUGGGCUUCAAGAAUGGAAGCGCUGAUGAGCUGCGUGCUCACCCUUUCUUCCGCAGUAUCAACUGGAGGAAGCUUAAUUUAGGAAUUCUACCACCUCCAUUUGUCCCUGAUUCGAAAACUGUCUAUGCCAAGAACCUUGACGAUGUUGGUGCCUUCUCCACUGUGAAAGGGGUCAUCCUGGAAAACACAGAUAAAAAGCUUUUUGACGAGUUUGCCUCUGGAAAUAUCCCCAUACCCUGGCAGGAGGAGAUGAUUGAGAUGGGCAUCUUUGGCAAGAUGAAUGUGUGGGGUCCUGAGGGCUCAGUGCCCAGUGACCUACGGCGUGAGUCCAUUCUGGAGCAGCCACCCAAGUCUUCCACCUGUAGUGUGUCAUAA
Molecule: messenger RNA, 1692 nt
Organism: Electrophorus electricus (electric eel)
Lineage: Eukaryota; Metazoa; Chordata; Actinopteri; Gymnotiformes; Gymnotidae
Gene: grk1a
Product: G protein-coupled receptor kinase 1 a
Biological process (GO): regulation of opsin-mediated signaling pathway; signal transduction; visual perception
Cellular component (GO): cytoplasm
Molecular function (GO): ATP binding; rhodopsin kinase activity
Source: RefSeq, a predicted model, not a curated record